AUCACUAAAAACACAAAAGAAGAAAAGAACCUCAUCACUAAAAAAAAACACAAAAAGAAAACCUCAUCACAAAAAGAAAAACCAAGCUAUCCAAUUCGAUUCUAAUUCAUACUCUUCGUUGCCGUUCAAAGUUUCAAUCUUUCAUCAAAUUAACGUAACCCCAUCUGUUUCUAUUCUACAAAAAUCAACGAAAAUUUCACCCCCAAAAACAAUAAAACCCAGAGGGAAAAAAAAGUGACAAUUUUUCAUAAUUUUCCUCAAAAAAUUCUGGGUUUGAACGGUUUUUAAGGAACAUGUCUUUGAUCCGAAGAAGAAAAGGUUCGGAACCAGAAAAGGGUCAGAGUGAAAAUUCAGAACCAAAAAUUCAGAAGAAAGAAGGAGAAGAAGAAGAAGAAAGAGAAGAUGAUGAUGAUAAUGGCAAGAACAAAAAGUACAAGAAGAAUAAGAACGAGGUUGAUUUGUUGAAGAAGAAGAAGAGUAAUAAGUGGUCUUGUGUUGACAGUUGUUGUUGGUUUGUCGGUUGCAUUUGUACUUUAUGGUGGUUUUUGUUGUUUAUGUAUAAUGUUAUGCCUGCUUCUUUUCCUCAAUAUGUAACUGAAGCUAUUACUGGUCCUAUGCCUGAUCCACCUGGUCUUAAACUUAAGAAGGAAGGGCUUAGCGCGAAGCAUCCGGUGGUUUUUGUGCCGGGGAUUGUUACUGGUGGACUUGAACUUUGGGAGGGUCAUCAGUGUGCUGAAGGGUUGUUUAGGAAGAGGUUGUGGGGUGGUACUUUUGGAGAAGUUUACAAAAGACCUUCAUGUUGGGUGGAGCACAUGUCCUUGGACAAUGAAACAGGAUUGGAUCCACCUGGCAUAAGAGUAAGGCCUGUCUCUGGACUUGUAGCUGCCGACUACUUUGCUGCAGGAUACUUUGUUUGGGCCGUUCUAAUUGCUAACUUGGCACGCAUUGGUUAUGAAGAAAAAACCAUGUACAUGGCUGCAUAUGAUUGGAGAAUAUCAUUUCAGAACACUGAGGUGCGAGAUCAAACACUAAGUCGGAUAAAAAGCAACAUAGAACUUAUGGUUGCUACUAAUGGUGGAAAUAAGGCGGUUAUUAUUCCACAUUCGAUGGGGGUUUUGUAUUUUCUUCAUUUCAUGAAAUGGGUCGAAGCACCAGCUCCUUUAGGGGGUGGAGGAGGACCAGAUUGGUGUUCCAAAUAUAUUAAGGCAGUUGUAAACAUUGGUGGACCAUUUUUAGGCGUUCCAAAGGCUAUAGCAGGGCUUUUCUCGUCCGAAGCCCGAGAUAUUGCUGUUGCCAGGGCGAUUGCACCGGGAUUUUUAGACAACGAUAUGUUCCGCCUUCAAACGUUGCAACAUGUUAUGAAGAUGACUCGCACUUGGGACUCCACAAUGUCAAUGAUACCAAAAGGAGGGGACACCAUAUGGGGUGGUCUUGAUUGGUCACCUGAAGAGGCCUGCCGCCUUAAUAUAAAAAGGCAAAGCAGUGGUGAAUAUACUCAGUUGACAGACGAAGAGACAAAUAAAACACAUGUUAACUAUGGAAGAUUGAUAUCAUUUGGCAGAGAUGUCGCAGAGGCAGACUCGUCUAAGAUUGAUAUUGUUGAAUUUCGGGAUGCAAUUAAGGGUCCAAAUAUUGCAAAUACCACGUGUCGUGAUGUGUGGACCGAAUACCAUGACAUGGGACUUGGGGGAGUAAGAGCAAUUGCAGAUCAUAAAGUUUACACAGCUGGCUCAAUCAUAGACCUACUUCAGUUUGUUGCACCGAAAAUGAUGGAGCGUGGUGGUGCUCAUUUCUCUUACGGAGUAGCUGACAAUUUAGAUGAUCCUAAAUAUGAACACUACAAAUAUUGGUCAAACCCCUUGGAAACAAAAUUACCAAAUGCUCCUGAUAUGGAAAUUUUCUCUCUAUAUGGAGUUGGCCUACCGACCGAAAGAGCUUAUAUUUACAAGCUAUCUCCCUUUGCUGAGUGUUACAUUCCUUUUGAAAUUGAUCCUACGGCUGAUGGUGGUGCUGAAGUUAGUUGUUUGAAUGAUGGUGUCUACACUGUUGAUGGUGAUGAGACUGUUCCAGUUCUAAGUUCAGGUUUCAUGUGUGCUAAAGGUUGGCGUGGAAAAACACGAUUCAACCCUUCAGGAAUCAAAACUUAUGUUAGAGAAUACGAUCAUUCUCCUCCAGCCAACCUGCUAGAAGGAAGAGGAACACAAAGCGGUGCUCAUGUUGAUAUAAUGGGAAACUUUGCGUUGAUUGAAGAUGUUAUGAGGGUUGCAGCAGGAGCCAAAGGAGAAGAGUUGGGAGGCGAUAGGGUGUAUUCUGAUAUCUUUAAAUGGUCCGACAGAAUCAAAUUACCUUUGUGAGGGGGAUCCUCUCCAGUUACUGAAUGGUUCUGGUAGAACAGCUAAAGGCACAACCAAUAAAAUAUUAUUUUAUUUAUUGUGCAUUUUCUCUCAUACCGGAACCAUCCAGAGAGGAUCUACACCGUUUUGCGAGUGAAGCAAAAUGCACAUCCACUCUUUCAUUUCUCUAAAGGACCAGAUUAUGUGAUAUAUACAUUUUUUGCAGUAUAAUCUCACUGCUGCCAGAGUUCCAUAAAAUGCACUCAGAAUUUCUGGUCCUGUUUAUGAAAUUCAGAUUCCAUGGAGUGGUGAAAAAGGAAGCAAAGGACACUUCAAAACUUUGGCUGUGUUGUACCAUAACAUUUUUUGCUUUUUAUAUUUUUUAAAUUUUGUACCAAUAAAUUGACAAUACGUAAUAAUUAGGUAUUAAAUUAGAUACUUGAUAUAUAAUUUUAUUAUGUCUUUGCUUUUUAUGUAAUGACUCAUUCUAUCUUUUAAAAUAUUAAUUAUAUUUUUUUUAUUCAA
Trifolium pratense (red clover) is the source of this 2858-nucleotide messenger RNA. Its product is annotated as phospholipid:diacylglycerol acyltransferase 1. The record is from RefSeq and is a predicted model, not a curated record. Gene Ontology annotation, cellular component: cytoplasm. NCBI's taxonomy places the organism in Eukaryota, Viridiplantae, Streptophyta, Magnoliopsida, Fabales, Fabaceae. Gene Ontology annotation, biological process: lipid metabolic process. The coding region runs from base 294 to 2354 and encodes 686 amino acids. The transcript has 6 exons.